Messenger RNA from Schizosaccharomyces cryophilus OY26, 1292 nucleotides. RefSeq names its product ketopantoate reductase PanE/ApbA. Gene Ontology annotation, cellular component: mitochondrion; cytoplasm. Gene Ontology annotation, molecular function: 2-dehydropantoate 2-reductase activity; NADP binding. Lineage: Eukaryota; Fungi; Ascomycota; Schizosaccharomycetes; Schizosaccharomycetales; Schizosaccharomycetaceae. The record is from RefSeq and is a predicted model, not a curated record. Gene Ontology annotation, biological process: pantothenate biosynthetic process. The transcript has a single exon. The coding region runs from base 112 to 1152 and encodes 346 amino acids.
CGUAAAUACGGCAUGACAGUCACAUCCGUACCUUAUCAGUUUGACGAUCGGGACGAGCGUUAGAAUUUAGGUCCAAGGCAAUAAACCAUCUCGGUGUUUUGUUUUUGUCUUAUGGAUGAUGCUAUUUACAUUUUGGGAGCUGGAAGUAUUGGAAAUUUCCUAGCUUGUGAGCUGGCAAAUUUAUCAUGCUAUGAACACAACGUUGUACUGUUGCUAAGAAACAAAGACAGACUUGACCAAUUCAGAAGAAAUGGAUCAUACCUGAUACUCGAAAGAACACUAGAUGAUAAAAAGGUGGUGAUUAGACGUAAAUUUAAGGCCACAUGUUUAUCAGAACUUAAUGUGGAUACUAUUGACAACUUAAUUGUCACUACCAAGACAACUCAGACAGAAGCGGCUUUACGCGAUUAUCUUCCCUUAUUAAAAAGAGACUCUAAUAUUCUGUUCGUUCAUAACGGUUUUGGUGUGAUCGAAACCUUAGUUAAGACCGUUUGGAGGAAUGCCAACGUACGGCCGAAUCUUUACCAGGGAGUCACUUCUCACUCGGUGUUACCAAAACAAGAUUUUUACUAUUGUCACAGCUGCUUUGGUGUUAUGAAAAUUGCCAAAGUCUCCAGAAUGGAUGGAGACUUGUCUGUUGACGUUCCAACAGAACCCUGUGCUAUGGUGGAAGCCUUAUUACAGUCCAAAAUGUUGAAUGGUACUUAUUUAACCUAUGAUGAUUUACUAAUUUAUCAAUGUCAAAAAUUUAUGGUUAAUGCUUGUAUGAACUCUACAACCACCAUUAUUGAUUGUAUAAACUAUGAGCUAUCCAACAUCGCCGAGGUUAGAACACUUUUUCAAUCUAUUAUAACCGAAUGUGUUGAUGUGUUAUUUAAGACCAAUCAAUUCUUAGCAGACAAUGGAAAAGCGAGGGAAGUUUUAAACGUUCCGAAGUUGGUAGAUUUAAUUUUGUACCUUGGCUUCGUAGAAAAUGCGAAAAACAGUACUUCCAUGAGAAUCGACACACUUGCUAAGAGAGAAACAGAAAUUGAUUCAUUAAAUGGAUGGAUUGUCAAGUUGGCUAAGGAGAUAGGUUAUAGAGCUACUGUAAACGAAACAGUAACUCUUUUGGUUAAAGCAAGAACAAAAGUAAAUCAGAGACGUGCUUAAUUAAUACUAUAUAUAGUACGGGAAAGAGACCUCCUGUACUAAUACCAUGUUUUAUAUUUAUCAGUCGCAAACGAUAAUAAAAUAAAUAUAUUUUGAUCAAAACAUUACAGGGAUUCCUUUUAGAAUGUAUUUAAGCCUAG